Molecule: messenger RNA, 4606 nt
Organism: Ceratitis capitata (Mediterranean fruit fly)
Lineage: Eukaryota; Metazoa; Arthropoda; Insecta; Diptera; Tephritidae
Gene: Hmr
Exons: 11
Coding region: 139-4215 (1358 amino acids)
Biological process (GO): regulation of transcription by RNA polymerase II
Cellular component (GO): transcription regulator complex; nucleus
Source: RefSeq, a predicted model, not a curated record
UUUUCGUCAUCAGUCUGCUUUUGACAAGGCAAUUUGUUAGUUGACUCUGUGUGUUGUGUAUGUGAAGAUUUUAAGAGGAAAAAUAAGUGAAUUUAUACAAAUAUUUGCAAAAAGAAUUUAACAAACUGAUCUACCAAAAUGAGGAGAAAAAAUUCUGAGAGUCCCGCACCAUGGGAAACGGGCACCUUAACAGACCCCAUUGAGGUGUAUGACAUGAUUAUCGUAGAAGAUGAAGAAACAUCCCAACCCAGCAGCAAUAAGCCAAAUACGAAAUUUCAUAAAAAAUUAAUACGUUGGGUGCGCAGGCAUCCAGUGCUCUACGAUCCAGCACAUACAAAUUUCACCAACGCAGAAUGUCGGAAGGAAACUUGGAAUAAAAUAGCAAAGCGAUUGGAUUGCGAUGUGGAUGAGUGCAGAAAUGCUUGGGUGAAUUUACGUUAUUCAUAUCAAAAGUAUGUGCGUCGAUUGCGUAAAUUUUUUGCCAAUAAAGUGCAUAAGAAACACAAACGACGACCCGUUAUGGCAUAUGAGACGGAUAUGAUUUUCCUAUGGCGUUUCAUACGUGACAAAAUACACUGUCCCCUGCCAUAUGAGAGUGAGAAAAGCGUAGAAGAAAUAUUACCUGUACAACAUGUGAUUGAUGAUGAUGAUGAUAUCGUUUUGUUGGAGGAUGAUGUCGAAGUUAUUGAUUUGGAGGACGAAACCGCUAAUGUAGCAAAAGUUUUCGCGAAGCGUGUGAAAUUUCAAUUCCAAAUAACGCCGGAAAUACGUCGUUUAAUAGCCAACAUCGAACCCUAUCAGGAAUUGUAUGAUGCCAAGCAUAGAUAUUAUGAAGAUUAUCGUCGUAAGGGUAUCAUUUGGAAUGCCAUUGCGAACGAGGUGGGCGAUAAAGCUACAAAAUUAAUGAAGUGUUGGAUACAAUUACAAACACGCUACGAGUGGGAGCUAAUGCAGCGUAAGCUACAAAGACAGUUGUGUGCAACAAAGCCAGAAACUGAGUUGGAGAGUUUGUUGGCCUUCUUCAAGCCAUAUAUACUAGAAAUGCCAAAGACUGUUUAUAAAACUUCAUAUUACCUCAAGGAGGAAUGGCACGAGCCAAUUGAUCAUUUUAAAAAUAUCUACAGCUUACUAGUAGCCAUGAAGAAAUAUCCAAGCGUAAUUACGCUUACUGACGCGAUGACAACCAAGAGUGAUGAAAUUGAUACAGAAAAAUAUAAGCAAACCUGGACUGAUGUAGCAUCAGUAAAAGGCAGUAAAGUUACACCUGGCCAAUGUGAGAGUUCUUGGCUUAUUUUACGCACGUUCUAUUGGGAAUUAAUCAAUAUGCGUAAACAUAGUUACCAACUACAGGACAAAUGGUAUUUUGAAAUGAUUAUAUCCGAACUCUAUUCGUUGGCGAACGCGCAAAAGUUGUCGCGUGUGAAAUCGAAGCAAAGCCGUCCCUUAGUUGUGAAUACGAAUGCUUCGGUUGCUGAGACAACAAAAGCGGCUGAGGCCCGUGAGCCAACGCCAACGCCACCGCCACCCACACCGCUGAAUCAGCAAACAACAACGAACACGAACACGAGUACAACAAACACUGCGCCACAGUUAGUAACACAACCCGUACAGGUACCCCUACCCAUACUUAAUAUGGUUCAAUUGCCAAAAGCAACACUCUCGCCAAAUUCCAUUGUGCCCAUAUCCGUUAAUCUCGAUGAGGAUAAAAUAACUUCAUCAAGAAUUGAAACCAAAGGCAAGCAAAUUAAAAAUAUAACCGUAAUAACUGCAGUGUCGCAACAGCAAGUCAACAGCAUGACGACGACUACUGCAAACACAGUUACCUCACAAGCUUCCUCCGGUGUAGUUGUAUCACUAGCAAAAGCGCCAAUAAAAUCGUAUACAGCUGCUGUCAAACAGCAGGAGGCGCAAAUGAAUAAUUAUCCCCAAUCCAGAUCGCCACAGAUACGCGUAAAAUCACAGGCUCAACUCCAAGCUGAUCCGAAUGCGCCACUGAAUAGUUUUGUGCAAACGCGUCCACAGCUGCAAAUUCAAACGCUACCCACGCAGGCGCUGCAACAGCAACAACAACAACAACAACAGCAGCAAACACCACAAAGUCAACCAAUACAAAUACGCUUACAAACGCAAACGGCUAAGCCUACCCAAAUGCCGAAUCCCUUACAAACAAUCUCGCUGCCGCGCAUGCCACAAGCACAUCAAACACACAUUCAAAUGUUGCCCUUAAUGCCGAUACAAGCGCAAACUAAGACAAUAGCUAAAAUGCAAGCAAAUGCGCAAACGCCACCACAAAUGUCACAAAUCCCGCAAAUUAUACCCGCUAAUGUAGGACAACUGCUGCCGCCAGCAACAUUGGAUCCACCACAAGCGCCGAUCCCUGUUGUGACACUUCCGUUCGAUACGCUAAAAACACCGAAAAUCGUAUCGGCUGUGAGUUUGGCACCACGCAAUGCCUUCUCGGCGCCUUUCGUCAAUAAGGGUCUACAGAUAACAGCACUCUCUACGGGCGGAGCGGGCACGGCAACACCGUCGCCUCCAGUGCUGCAAAGUGUGCCAACAACAAUUUCGCCACAAACAAGCUUAGUGAUGACGCCUAUCACCGAACCAAAAUCUUUGCCGCCACUCAACACUGGUUUCAUAAAUUUACCCUUUCAAUUGCCGGACAACACAAAUAUUGUCAAAUGUCCGCCUCUGAGUUCGAUAAAUACGAAUACAACGACAAAUGCGCUGGUGUCCUUUCCAAGCAUGACAAACAAUAGACCAAACAUUGUUGCGGCACCCAAGACUAAUUUGGCUACGAACAACGGAAACGCCAAGCCCUUACCUGAUGCCAAUUCGGAAUCGGCAGUUGAGAGCAAAGCAUCCUCUUCAACACUGGCGCGUCCUCAUCUUACACCCACAUCGCAGUUGAAUGCCAAUGAAAUUAUGAUCGAAUUGAUUAGUUCGGUGAAUGGCAAUCAAUUGGUGGUGCACGGGCCGCCGUUGGAGCAAAAGUAUUCGUUGCCAAUGAGUACGACGGCACUGUUGAUCAGAGAGGUGCUAUCCAUACCGUAUUUACACAAAAAGGACUACAAUAAGCCGGCGCAGAUCAAUAUGUGUUGGAUGUACUUGGCGAAACGUUUCAAUUUGCCAGUGCAUAUUUGCAAAGCAUGCUGGAAUUUCCUCUCAGAGAAUUUUGCACAUUUCCCCCAAAUAGCGCCCAUGGAAGAACUGACGAAACCGGUGAAAUUGGGCAUUAAAGUUUGGCGUGAAAAUUACUCUUUCUUUAAAUCUAUGACAGCAAAAGCAGCGCAAAUGCGUUUGACAAAAUUUAAGGGUAUCGUUGAGAAAUUUUUCGACAACAUUCGACAUCAGACGCAGGUAAUACCGCGCGUAAGUGGAAAGAAACUGACAUUCGUCGCCGACUGGCAAUCGGCCAUACAUACCGAUUCAAACGUAACGAAUAGAAUGUGGUUCGACACAUGGGGCCUAUUCAGAAAUGCAUUCAUUAAAUAUAUGAAAGAUUUGGAGAUUGGCAUCGAUAACAAAUGGCCGCUGGAAUGGUGGCGCGUUUUGGCCAAAUUGGAUUUUCUUAUAGAAGAACAAUAUACGAAUAUGGAACCCUUCUACUAUAUUGUGCGCAAUAAGAUGAUAGCCGAAUGUGAACGUUGUACGAGGGAGGAGCAAAAGUAUUAUGCCAUGAAAGAGGAGCCAUCAAGUUCAAUGUUGCUUAAAGUGCCCGAUAUCGAUGCAUACCGUGUGAUUUUAGCUGUACGUCGCUAUCCGCAAAUCUAUCAAAAGGCAAGCGAGAAGGAGAAAAACCAAGCGUGGGAGCAAGUGGCGCAGGAGUUGGGCACAACUUCGAGAUCUUGCCGUGCCGCCUUUCAAUAUGCUUUGAAAAUGUAUCAACUCUAUAGGAUACGUGAUCCGGCGAGUCGUUGUCGCCUCAAUCAACGUUAUUUUAAACAUUUUGCCGAAAUCUAUCGCGCUAUUAAGCCAACACGCAAAUUGAAUAUUAAAACGCCAACGGAACUCAAUCAAUCGGUUGGUGAGAAUGCCGAUGCAAAUGAGUCGGUAUUCCCCGAACGCUUUAUUAUGGAUAUAAAUAUGAGUAAUAGCAGUUCGAAUGUGGUUAUGAAGAAUUGGGCUUUUGGUGUGGCCUCAUCGGUGUCGUUAAGAAAAUUGGAAGAAAUUUUCAAUAAGUAUCGUAACUCAGACACAACAAGUGCGAGUUAAUCAUAAGAAGGUGGGUUGAGUGCAGUGAGAGCGGGCUGUAGAUGCAAAAGCUAAUUUAUCCAACUGCAUUGAUGUACGUUUGUAUGUAGUGCGUCGCAUCAGCUUAUUUCAUACAUUUAAUUUAUUAUGCAUUCUUUAACCGUUAAUUAGUUUUGUAAUAUGUUUUAAGGCAUGCUUUUUUAUAUAAUGUAUUUUUAAGAUAUUAUGUAUUCAGAAUAUAUGUAUGUAUACGAGUAUAUUAGGUUGCUUAAUGUACAAAUUAAUAUUACCGUGAUUACUAGUUACAACUAUGCUUAGUUACAUACAUUUGUUUGUAUGUACAUAUAUAUGUAUAUUAAAUAAGUCUUGGUAUUUUCUAAUAUGUUCAAUAUACUCGAUUGAUAUUAAAACA